GAAGCGCACAAGCCGGUACGUUGAAAAUUUGGUUACGUUGGCGCAUCGUGAAUCUCUCCUAGUUGACUGCGAGAGCUAUUUCAUUUCCAACUAAAAAAAGAACACUGUCCACUGAAACCGCUUAACGCAACGCUAAAUCCCUAUACCCCCCCAAAGCAGGUUAAAUCUGUUUGGCAACGACUAGUAAAGUUAAGUCAUUCACAAUUUUUUUCUGUGUCUUGGUAGCUCUCUUUCAAGCGAGUGGCUGUGAUUAGGUAGACGUAAUAGCACCCAGGCUCUCUGAGUCCCCCAUCUUCUCUUUCAGUCCCUUUUUUUCUAGCUGCCUUUACGGUACACAACACUCGCCAUUUUUUGGCUUUGUCAAGAUGUCCGUUUCUCCCCUCCAAGACCAGCUGACGCGCAUCGAGAAGGCGUACUAUUACCGUCCCGGUAAGAUGGCGGAGGUGCACGCCAUCAGCGGGACGGUGAGUCCACACACCGAAAAGCGUGGCCAUCCUCGUCCGUUCUGCCUCGUCUCUGGCAACGGCAACCGUCCGCUUUCCGAGGCGGUGGCGCUUCUCAUGGGCACCCACACGCACCACACAUCCGUGACGCAGUACGCGAACGGUGAGGUGAAUGUGCGCAUCAACGAGAGCGUUCUGGGGGCCGAUGUGUACAUCAUCCAGAGCACCACCGGCAACGAGAUCAUUGACAUCAACUGCGCACUCAUGGAGCUGCUUCUGCUGAUCCGCAAGAUGCGCCUGAGCAACGCGAAGAGUGUGACCGUCAUCGCCCCCUUCUUUGGGUACGCCCGUCAGGACCGCAAAACAAAUCUGCGAGGCCCCAUCUCUGCCUCCGCGGUGGCGCGGAUGAUUGUCAAGAUGGGUGCCGAUCGCCUCGCCGCUCUCGACCUGCACUCGAACCAAAUUCAGGGCUUCUUCGACAAUGUGCCGGUGGACAACUUGACGAUGGCGCACGAGUUUGCGAGCUACCUGCUCAAGCAGCCGUGGUGGAACGUGGAUCAGGCCGUGAUUGUCUCGCCGGAUGCUGGUGGCGUGGAGCGGGCGAAGCAGCUGGCGGAUAUCCUGCAGGUUGGCCGUAUUGUCACCAUCGUAAAGCGCCGUAUUGCGGCGGGUAAGGUGGACAGAAUGCAAACCGUCGGCGAUGUCGAGGGAUUCACGUGUGUCAUCGUGGACGAUAUGAUUGACACCGGCGGCACGCUCGUGAAGGCGUGCGAGCUGCUGAAGAAUCUCGGCGCGGUGCGCGUUUGGGCCUGCUGCACACAUGGCAUUCUCACAGACCCGUGCUCGGAGCGCAUUAACAAGUGCGAUGCGCUGCAGGAGCUUGUUGUGUCUGACUCCAUCCCGCAGGUGGAGCAUCAAAAGACGAUUCCGAAGCUGAAGGUGCUCACGAUUGCCCCUUUGAUCACUGCUGUGGUGGAUAAGUACAUGCACGAAGGAAGUGUGAGCUCCUUGUUCGCGAAGACGCUAAAUGAACUGUAG
Messenger RNA from Leptomonas pyrrhocoris, 1481 nucleotides. Its product is annotated as phosphoribosylpyrophosphate synthetase. The transcript has a single exon. Gene Ontology annotation, biological process: 5-phosphoribose 1-diphosphate biosynthetic process; purine nucleotide biosynthetic process. The record is from RefSeq and is a predicted model, not a curated record. The coding region runs from base 366 to 1481 and encodes 371 amino acids. Gene Ontology annotation, cellular component: ribose phosphate diphosphokinase complex; cytoplasm. Lineage: Eukaryota; Euglenozoa; Kinetoplastea; Trypanosomatida; Trypanosomatidae. Gene Ontology annotation, molecular function: ribose phosphate diphosphokinase activity; magnesium ion binding.